This is a messenger RNA of Xyrichtys novacula (pearly razorfish), 1355 nucleotides long. The record is from the annotation of a GenBank genome assembly. Lineage: Eukaryota; Metazoa; Chordata; Actinopteri; Labriformes; Labridae.
AUGGAAUUUGAUGACAUUGCCACAGAAAACAGUCAGGCCGUCAUUGACGCAGCCCUGCCUUUCAAUUACGAUGUUGAGCGCUUCCUCAGGACUGAGGAAGAGUUCUACAUGCCAGUCCACGCUGCCUUCCACCCAGAUCCAACCUCCCUGCAUCUCUCUUGGGAUAUUGAUGGGGUAAUUUUAGAGGUAACCACAUUUGCCGCUUUAAAGGCACCCAUGCCCUACAUUUACUUACCAACUUCUCACCACAGCUUUCCAGCUAAGGCACAGUGGCCUUUUUUAAAAAAACAUCUUCCCCUCAGGGAGAUGUCAGCUGAGGUGAUGAAAGAGUGGAGGCGGGUGUAUGGGGUCAACCUGGGCACAGCCGAAGGGGGCUGGGUCAUGAUCCUUUCCCUUGUCCCAGCUGACAAGGUUAUUCCCAGCAACAUACUCAUAUCGGAGGCGGCUGCUAAAAACCUGACCGAGGAUGUGGCAGCAGACGUAGCCAGGGCAGUGGUCAGCCAACUUAUAAAUCUUGGUCCGAUGGAGAUGACACGCUUGUCAAUCCAAAAAAAUAACAUAUUUGAACUUGCAAAGUUCAGGCUCUUUCGGGAUGACCAGUCAAUGUUCCUGGCUUUAAUAGACACAGCCAUUGACUCCCUUGAGCUGCCAAAUGGGGUGGCUGUUCUGAGGACAGUGGGACAGCUUGGUGGGCAGGAGUCAAAGCCCAUCAUGCUCCUGGACAUCCUCUCCUCCAUGGACCACAUCAGGUCCUGUACUGUUCAUGCAGCAUGUUCCAUCCGGCAUGUUGACCCAGAUGUGGACCUGAUGUGGUCCAGAUGGGGGAUUAAUAAGCUGGCGGGUUCAAGGGGAAAUGUGUUCAGCAACCUGUCCAUCCACGAGGCGGCUAACUACCAAUCAAAUUUGGACGGGAGGCCCAUGGAUGUAAACCAAAAACUGUGGUCUUUGUUCAAAGUUGGGAAUGUUAGUCCGACACUGAACUUCCUCCAACUUUAUUGUGACUGCCCACACAGACCCCAGUUCCCGUUUUACAAGCACCCCAUUAGUGGAGUUAUAGCCUGCUGUGGACUUCUCCACAAAAACUCGACAAAGGCUAUGGACAAAAGGGCAAGGGAAUACCUUCAGCACUUUAGGGACCUGAGUGUUAAAGGUAUUUUCCACCUCCCAGCUCGCGUGGAAGGGGUUCUGCUCUUCACCCAGGACAUCCCUCACACUCUGUCGAGCUUCACCUUGAUGGAGGAGAAGGCCCUCUUGGAUCUGCUCAGCCAAGAGGCCAUGCUCCUUCCAUUCAAGUCAGUGGAGGGAGAUGGCAUUCGGAACCUCCAUUUUGCGGUGGUGGACCACAUUGUGGACAG